UAACAUAACCCUGGCUACACCAAAACCUAUUUUGUAGAAACUCUAACACUCAAUGAGGACAGGCGCAAGCGUCACCAAAAAGUAUCGCUGCUUAUACACAUACAGCCCAAAAUAUAGUCUUUUUGACCAGUCAGUUGAAUGUUUUCUAAAUAAAUUGUGAUUGAUCAAAAGACCCAUACACGAAGAAAAAUCCAAAUUAGCCAGUCUAAACAGAGAAUCCAAUGUUGACAUGACUCUACUUUAUGCUAAUUAACCUGCGGCACAGGUAGUAGCAUCCAAUCAGCGAGCGCACUUUGCAGACAGGUGCGAGACAGAUACCGAGAGGCUGAUAUAAGGAUGACAACGUAUUUUUAGAGCAGUAAGGUCGCCUACAUGUCUCUGGCUUUACCGAUAAGAUAACGUUUAUCAUUUGAAUAAGUGGUGAUAUGGAAUUUUUUGAAUAACGGUCUUCCUUGUUGUUCCAUCCAUAUUGUUCUGCUAAUGUGAGAAGUACGAUCCUGUCUGUCUAUACUAUAGAGACGUUUGUAAAAACGCGCGGUAUGGACGAACAUCUAGUUCGCUUGGAGGCCAGUCUGUGGGUCGGUAAGAAACGUUUCUGGGCAGUUCUUACCGGCUGGCACCUCAACUGGACUGAGCUUGAUAAGAAAAACCGCAGCAAGAUGACCGUGUCCAUACCAGUGUCUGAGGUUGUUAGCGUGGAGGAGGGCCGAGUGCAUGUUUCCCCCCGGCGGUCAAUUUCUGAAGACGCAGACAGAGAGUUCACAGUGUUCUAUGUGAAGCGCACCAGCAGCCGAAGUUCUGGUGGUUUUCUGUGGAGUCUGGGCAGAACCCAGUUUAGCUGCCCCAGUAGGGGCCUUCGAGACCAGUGGGUAACCCAGCUGAGGUUGGCCCUGAAGACCCACAGCCCUUCUCGUCCUCACAGGCUGUUGGUGUUCAUCAACCCGUUUGGAGGGAAGAAACAAGGGAGAGAUAUCUACCAAUCUCUGGUAGCCCCACUGUUUGAGCUGGCUGGCAUCAGCUGUCAUGUUGUAGUGACAGAGCGCGGCAAUCAGGCGAGGGACCACAUUCUGAAAAAAGACCUGACCGGUUUCGACGGUGUGAUAUGUGUGGGCGGGGAUGGAAUGUUCAGCGAGCUACUCCACGGCGUGAUAGGACGAACACAGCAGGAGGCGGGACUCUCUGAGCAUGACCCCACCCUCACGUUACAGUCAUGUGACCUUCACAUUGGCAUAAUUCCUGCAGGCUCAACCGACUGUGUGUGUUUCGCCACGAUGGGGGUCAACGACCCGGUGACCUCUGCUCUGCACAUCAUCAUCGGAGACUCGCAGCCGCUGGACGUGUGCUCUGUCCACUACCGCUCGUCCCUGGUUCGCUACGCCGUGUCACUGGUGGGAUACGGUUUCUAUGGUGACGUGCUGGCUGAGAGCGAGAAGCACCGCUGGAUGGGCCCCCUCCGAUACGACUACUCGGGUGCCAUGGUUUACCUGAGUAACAGGAGCUACGCUGGCAUAGUCCAGUACCUGCCCGCGGACCCCCAGCUCUCCAAUCCCCGGGACAACACACGCUGCCUGUCUGGGUGUAGCGUGUGUUCUAAGAGCACAGAGAGACUGUUCCCUCAUUCUCCAAAUGCCAGUUCCCUGUACAGCUCCCACUUCAGUCAGUUCGGCAGUGACUCUGAAGGUAAAUGGGUGAGUGUGGAGGGGAGGUUCAGGGCCGUGUCCCUCACCUGCAUGUCCAGCUCCUGUCCCCGCAGUCCCCUAGGGCUGUCCCCCUCUGCACACCUGGCCGAUGGGACAGCUGACCUCAUCAUCGUACGGGACACACACCCACUAGGGUUCCUCACCUUCCUACAUAGGCACACCACCACGCAGGACCAGUUUGACCUGCCGUUUGUGGAAGUUCACCGUGUGAAGGCGGUACGUUUUUCUCUCCCGCCUGGAGCGGAGGACGAUGAGGACGAAGAGGCCGUGAAGGACGGAGUGUUGGCAGAGGAGGAUGAGGCACCAAUUCAGAGUGGAUCCAAACAGCACCUGGCAGGAGUGACCAGCUACAGGAGACAGAAGAAGAAAGCCUUGUGUGGUCUGUGCUGCAGCAAGGCCCCCUCGGUGUCCGUGUGGAACUGUGACGGAGAGCUCCUUCCCCAUACGGAGAUCCUCUGCAGGGUUCACUGUCAGCUGGUGAGACUGUAUGCCCGUGGCAUCGAAGACGGACUGGCCCCAACCUCUGGGAUUUGCAGAGAGCGACAAGGAACCUGCAGAGGGAGAUGUGUCCUUCACAACUAA
Esox lucius (northern pike) is the source of this 2282-nucleotide messenger RNA. Its product is annotated as ceramide kinase family protein. Gene Ontology annotation, molecular function: kinase activity. NCBI's taxonomy places the organism in Eukaryota, Metazoa, Chordata, Actinopteri, Esociformes, Esocidae. The record is from RefSeq and is a predicted model, not a curated record. Bases 540 to 2282 code for a protein of 580 amino acids. The transcript has 13 exons.